Molecule: messenger RNA, 1554 nt
Organism: Zygotorulaspora mrakii
Lineage: Eukaryota; Fungi; Ascomycota; Saccharomycetes; Saccharomycetales; Saccharomycetaceae
Gene: THP3
Product: Thp3p
Exons: 1
Coding region: 1-1554 (517 amino acids)
Cellular component (GO): nucleus
Source: RefSeq, a predicted model, not a curated record
AUGGGAAGUACAUAUAAUGAAGUUUCUCCAUUGGCCUUGGGAAAAUCAAGAAAUCAAAGACGCAGUAAAGAUCAAAAGACAAGAGAUGAUGAUAGUUCCUACGUGCCAGCACCUCCACCAGAGUCACCACCGCUACGAGUGGAGCCACCUGGAUUUAAUACAGCUUCAAUAAUGGGUGGGUCAGAUCCACUUCAAACAGCGCCAACUAAAAGAAACCGUAAUGGAAUCAACAAUGCCACCAGUUUUAUGGCAUCAGUUCCCGCUUUUAGCUUACCAAAUGCACAACUUCAAAGAAGUUUACCGAUACCUAGCGCUUCUGGUACCAUUUUGGAGCCACAGGCAGGAAAGUCGAUGAAUAUAUAUGGGGGUGCCGGACCCCUCAUGAGUUCAACAAAGGCUGCAAACAAUAAGUUUCAAGUACCACUCGACUCUUCGGUUGAAACGAGGGAAAAUUUUGGGCUGGCCCGUGUUCAAGAAGCUCAUUUGAUCAAAGGUAACAAUAAGAAACGCAAAAUGAGUAAUAAUAUGAAGUCUUCCAAGCAAUUGAAGGAAGAUGCUUCAGCAAGUUCCAUAGAGGAGCAAGAAAGAAGAAAAAAAAGAGCAGAAAAGUUCAGGACUUCAAGAGAUAACAGCAACAACUAUAAUUUUGACAAUGAUGAGAAUUUUGCUAAUUUGAAUGCUAUUAGUACGAAAUCACAUAAAUUUGAUAAGAAUAAUCGUAUUAUUGGACUUUGUCAGGAUCUAGAAAAAUCUUACUUAAGAUUAACCUCUGAGCCAAAUCCUAAUCUUGUAAGACCUUUGACAGUGCUGAAAAAGACAUAUGCGCUGCUCAUGAACAAGCACAAAAAGAAGAAGGCAAGCUAUCAGUAUUUAUGUGAUCAAUUCAAAUCAAUGAGACAAGACCUCAGGGUUCAAAUGAUUGAAAAUCAGUUCACUGUAAAAGUUUAUGAAUCCCACGCCAGAAUUGCACUAGAAAAUGGCGAUAUUGGCGAAUUCAAUCAGUGCCAAAGCCGGCUGAUCGUAUUGUUUGAAUUAUCCAGUAUCAAAGCAUCUUUUCUUGAAGAGUUUACAAGCUAUAGAAUUCUUUAUUAUACGCUAACCGAAGACAAUGGUAACAUAAACAUGCUGAGACUAGAACUUAUAAAGAAAAAUCCAGCUGUUUUCAGUAAUCGAAUGGUAAAAACAGCUUUUGAUUUAGCGCAUGCAAGAUUGAUGGGUGACUAUCAUAAUUUCAUGAAAAUAUAUGUUUCGUUGGAAACUCUAGGUAAAAAGCUAGUCGAUGCAUUCAUUGAAAAGGAAUAUUUAAGAUCCUUAGUAACCAUUUGUAAAAGUUACAAUCAAAUCAAUUUGGACUUCCUUGUGAGUGAAUUAAAAUUCGAAGACAAAGAAGCAUUAAUAGAGUGGUUUCGAAAAAGAGAACUGAACAAAUUCCUCCAUAUAAAAAAUCAGGGUGAGGAGAAUGAAUAUCAACUCCUGGAUACGAAGGCCUGCAGGCACGCUAUUGUACGACAGUAUUCCGGCUCCAAAGCAAUCGAUAUCAGAGGUCAGCAAUAG